Trematomus bernacchii (emerald rockcod) is the source of this 1585-nucleotide messenger RNA. Its product is annotated as serum amyloid P-component-like. The coding region runs from base 299 to 979 and encodes 226 amino acids. Lineage: Eukaryota; Metazoa; Chordata; Actinopteri; Perciformes; Nototheniidae. The record is from RefSeq and is a predicted model, not a curated record. The transcript has 5 exons.
UAAUCGCUAAAAGUUUACAGAAGGUGCAGAAUUAUCCUUAAACAGAAUGAAAUGCACAUUGAUUAUACGGUAUGUGUAAUAUAUUAAUAUAUGAAUAAUGUACACUAUAAAGAUCAUUGAGUCAGUCCUUGUUGUACUAUAAAGUGAGAGAAGGCGUUACUGUCAGUAGAGUCCUCUGUUGUUGGAACUUAAAGAUUAUAAAUCAUGUUGCUUGGACUUUUUAUGUCUAUUUAUGUAAUUUCACUCAACCGCAAAUACAGUACGGUGUUGCACAAAUCACUCUGACACAGGAUUCAAGAUGGCGUUGUAUCUUCUACUGCUGAUGGUCACAGCCUGUGCUGCCACUCCUCAAGAUCUGUCAGGUCAAAUGUUUACCUUCCCGCAAGAAACUAACUCAGCUCAUGUGAGGCUGACAACAUCAAGACAGGUUCUGAGUGCUGUAACCCUCUGUUUCAGGGCCUUUACAGAUCUCCGUAGAGAGAUCCACCAUUUCUCUUUGUCCACACCUUCCGCUGCCAAUGAUUUUUUGAUUUGUAAGCUAGCUGCAACUGAUAAGUUUGAAAUGUGGAUCAGGAAUACAAAAAUGGACUUCAUAGUGCAGGGCUACAAACUGAAUACUUGGCACUCACUUUGUUCCACCUGGGACUCUGGAUCUGGACUGUUUCAGAUGUGGUUAGACGGACAGCCCUCAUCUAGGAGAUUCAUGAGCGCUGGAUCCAGCAUCAGUGGGCCCAUUAUAAUUGUUUUAGGCCAGGACCAGGAUUCCCAUGGUGGAGGGUUUGACAUUGCUCAGUCUUUUGUUGGCAUGAUGUCUGAUGUCCACAUGUGGGACCACGUCCUCUCCCCCUGCGAGAUCCAGAACUACGUGCAUCAUCUACACUUCCCCCCAGGGAACGUGCUCAACUGGAACGAGCUGGAGUUCCAGAUCAUCGGAAGAGUGCUGAUUGAAGAUAAACAAAAGGUCGAGACCUGCUAUUAAACCUUAUGCAUAGAAAGUCAAUAAACAAUAUGAAAAUACAUUCACUUAAGAGAGAAUAACAUCAAUGCAUUCAAAUGAACUUUGAAUACAUCAAAAAAAGGUUUAUAGAUAGUCACCAAAUUAUUAUUAUUUAUUUUAGAUCAGGCAUUACUCAUAUGUUUAUAGUACAGUUGUAGAGUUGUUUUGUGUUUAAUAAUUAUAAUAAUAAUAAUUUACCUGUACUACCAAAGCUUAACAAAACAAUGUCAGGAAAAUAUGAGUUUUAUAAACACCACAGAUUAUCUAAACUAAAUGUCUAUGUACGUCGUUUGCAUAGGUAAGACUUUAUAACUCUUUGACCAUUUUUAAGCUUAUUGUGUGAUUUUUUAACUAUCUUUAGUUGUUAGAAAAUCUUAAGAAUCGGAUGGAGUUAUUACAACCAUAUAAGUGUGUUUUUGUAUACCAUAAAAAUAAUAUAUAUUAAGUGUACAUUUUGCAAUUCUGGGUAAUUUCUUCAUAAAAUGUGGUCCGUGAUCAUUCUCCACAAUGUCACCUGUUUAUGUGGGUGCGGGGUUGCUUUGCUGUUUAUUUUGACACCAUAUUUUUCAAUAAAUGUGUUCUCCAAAA